AUGUCUGGUAAAGUACAUGGUGGUAAAGGUAAGUCUGGAGCAAAGGAUGGUGGCUCGUUGAGAUCGCAGUCACACUCUGCUAGAGCUGGUCUACAGUUUCCAGUCGGUAGAGUGAAGCGUUAUUUGAAGAAAAAUGCAGCUGGUAGGACUCGUGUCGGUUCCAAGGCUGCGAUAUACUUGACUGCCGUGCUAGAGUAUUUAACUGCCGAAGUGCUUGAAUUGGCGGGUAAUGCAGCCAAGGAUUUGAAGGUAAAGAGAAUCACUCCAAGACAUUUGCAACUAGCUAUCAGAGGUGACGAUGAAUUGGAUUCUUUGAUCAGAGCUACUAUUGCCUCUGGUGGUGUUUUGCCUCACAUCAACAAGGCUUUGCUACUAAAGGUGGAGAAGAAACACAAAUAA
Messenger RNA from Kluyveromyces marxianus DMKU3-1042, 399 nucleotides. RefSeq names its product histone H2AZ (gene HTZ1). Gene Ontology annotation, molecular function: DNA binding; protein heterodimerization activity; structural constituent of chromatin. The record is from RefSeq and is a predicted model, not a curated record. The transcript has a single exon. Gene Ontology annotation, cellular component: nucleosome. NCBI's taxonomy places the organism in Eukaryota, Fungi, Ascomycota, Saccharomycetes, Saccharomycetales, Saccharomycetaceae. Bases 1 to 399 code for a protein of 132 amino acids.